Quercus robur (English oak) is the source of this 1248-nucleotide messenger RNA. Its product is annotated as two-component response regulator 24-like. The transcript is spliced from 6 exons. The record is from RefSeq and is a predicted model, not a curated record. The coding region runs from base 438 to 896 and encodes 152 amino acids. Lineage: Eukaryota; Viridiplantae; Streptophyta; Magnoliopsida; Fagales; Fagaceae. Gene Ontology annotation, biological process: phosphorelay signal transduction system.
AAAAAAAAAAACUUUCGAAGGUAGCAGCUUCCUCACAAAUGUUACACAAAUUUCAACGCAGCCCAAUGAUGAUUUGGACCAAUUGUAUGCUCUAUUCGGAAAUAAAAUCAUCGUAACGACGUCGACUACGAAUGUUCAACUGCUGGAUUUGCUUGGAGUGGAUCAGAUACUUUUGGCUCUACUACCAAACAUUGAAAGCAAUGACAGAGUGAAGUAUCUUGAAAUUUGUUUAAUCAGAGCACGUCAGGAGAAUGCUGUUCAGAGGGAGGACUGAAGAUGCAGCAGCUAUUGGUGUAACCUGCAAGGACUGUCAUUGGAUUGAAUGGAUGCAAAGAAAGCUUUGUCAUUGAUUUAUGAACUUCUAUCCCUAUUGUUUAACAAGUAUACUUCAGUCUGUUGGAAUGGACCAAGAAGUUACUACUUGGAUUUAAGAAGGAAUGGGAGCAGCAGUUGAUCAUGUUACCCCCAUGGGCAUGAGUGGAGGCUCAGCUGAAGGGAAUGACAAGAGCGAAGGGCAGCGCUUUUCCUGCAAAAGCAAGCUGACAGCGCUUGUGGCGGAUAAUGGAGGAGUAUGCCGUGCCAUACAGACUGCGCUCCUACGUUCCUAUGGUGUGGACACAGAAGCUGUAGAGACUGGGGAGGCUGCAGUGGAGCUCAUUGCCUCUGGAGCAACUUUCAAUCUCAUUAUCAUUGAGAUGCUUCUGCCUUUCAUGAAUGGCCCUGAGACUGCUAAGCAGAUUCGUGCCAUGGGUGCCGAAAGCAAGAUUUUGGGGAUCACUGCAUUUUUUGAUGAAAGGGACCAACAAGAAUUUCUUGCUGCUGGUGCAGACGAUUUCAUUGAAAAGCCAUUGUCACCAGAAAUUGUGAUCCCAAUCAUAAGGGAGCUCGACAACUAGAUGUGAAAGCGCACAUCAAAAUAGCUAGAGGACUUAUUUCAAUGCUAAUCCCUAUCAUAUCAUAUCAUAUCAUAUCAUAUCAUAUCGUACCGUUAUCUUUUUCUAUGUUCUUUUGUGUGGACUGAUAUAGUCAUUUGUCAUAGGUACUUGAAGUACAUCUUUAGUAUUUGUGGCAAUUGGAGACAUAUGUCCGUAUCCUUGUCCUUUAAAAUUUAAAUAAAACCGUGUCCUCUAAGCUUCUUGCAAAUUCUUGUAUCAUUUGAUUCUCUUUUGUUUUAUGCUCUUUUCCUGCUCAUUAUUAUUGGAAGGAAAAAACUUGUUUUAUACUGUGUAAAGCUUGAUUUAAAGUCAC